Messenger RNA from Parathielavia appendiculata, 717 nucleotides. RefSeq names its product DUF339-domain-containing protein. The record is from RefSeq and is a predicted model, not a curated record. Gene Ontology annotation, cellular component: mitochondrion. Bases 1 to 717 code for a protein of 238 amino acids. The transcript is spliced from 2 exons. Lineage: Eukaryota; Fungi; Ascomycota; Sordariomycetes; Sordariales; Chaetomiaceae. Gene Ontology annotation, biological process: mitochondrial respiratory chain complex II assembly; protein-FAD linkage; tricarboxylic acid cycle.
AUGGCUUCCUCCCUUCGCCCAGUAACGCGGGCCGUCAGCCGAGCCCGCCCGCCAAUCCAGGCCGUCCUCCGCCUGGCUCCGAAGCGCUUCGCGUCCUCCCAGCAGUCACCGCGCGACCUCGAUGUAGGCGAACUGCAAGGCGCAAGCUUCAAGAUUGAGCCCCUCCGCCGCGUCGGUGAAGACCCUGCGACGAUGCGCGCCCGUCUGCUCUACCAAUCCCGCAAGCGCGGCACUCUCGAAUCCGACCUCCUCCUCUCGACCUUCGCCUCGGCUCACCUCGCCAGCAUGACACCCUCCCAGCUGGCUGAGUACGACCUCUUCCUCGACGAGAACGACUGGGACAUUUACUACUGGGCGACGCAGGACGAAGACACUACUAUCACCAGUACCCAACUGCAGUCACAACAGCAACACUCACACUCACAGCAGCAGCAGCAAUCCACCCAAACAAGAUUAGAAGCAAAGGACCAGCAGCAGACCCCGCAACCGACUCAACUGCCCAACCAAGACCCAGGCACCCAACAAUCCCCGCGGCCAGGCGAGUGGGCCCAGACCGUCGGCACCUUCAGGCCCGCUUACCGGCCUGUCCCGGCCCGGUGGCGAGACAGUGAGGUGCUGCGGCUGCUGCGGGCGCACGUCGCGGCACGGAAGGGCGAGGGCAAGGGCGGGAUGGGGUUUAUGCCUUCGCUAGAGGAGUACAAGCUUCGAAACGAAUGA